GGUUCAUUCCAAAUCCAUGACAGGAAAAACCGGUGUUUACACACUAGAGAGAGGAAGCGUAUUUUGUGUUUGUAGCUUGCUUGCUUGCUACUUUGUUAAGCGUUAAAAUGGUCUGUGCACACUUGCUGAAAUUUGUUGAAAUGUAAAUAACUUAUUAUUAUUUGGAACUCAGAAACUAUCGUAGACGUUUUAGGCGAACACAGUCCACAGAAACUUGAAAAAGCAGGUCGCCAUCAAUGGCUAGCUAUCAAGCUAGCUAGCAAUACCCCAGAAAGAAGUGACACACAGGCCCUAUUGCAGUGUCUCUGGGGAGACCAUGGGGUCAGAGAGCAGUGCUCUGAGGAGCUGCACUUUGGAGGAGCCUCUCCUUACCCUCCCAUCAGGACUGACUAUGUACUCCGCCCAGCUCCAGGACGGCAAGCCAGCGUCUGUGUUUGUUCACAAACAGGGCAACGAAGACAAAGUCAGUAAAGCUGCAAAGCACCUGAAGACCCUGAGGCACCCGUGCUUGCUGCGCUUUCUGUCCUGCUCGGUGCAGGACGGGGGGGUUCACUUGGUGACAGAGCGUGUGCAGCCCUUGGAGCUGCUGCUGGAGAACCUUACUCCUGAGGAGAUCUGUGCUGGAAUCUAUGACCUUUUGCAAGCCCUCGUCUUCCUUCACGACAGAGGGAAAUCUAGCCACAACAACGUGUGCGUUUCAUCAGUCUUUGUCAGUGAAGAUGGCCACUGGAAACUUGGAGGAAUGGAUACUGUCUGCAAGUUUUCUGAAGCAACGCCUGAGUUCCUUAAAGGCAUUCAAAAUGUGAGAGAGAAAACUGCAGUUCCACCUGAGGAGAGGAUUGAUAGCUUUAAAACACUGCCAGACAAGUACGGACAUUCAAGAGAUUCCUUUUCAUUUGGAGUGAUGGUUGAAAACAUUAUUCCACGUCUGAACAGCUAUGUGUCUGAGGAGCUGUUGGAGAGUUUUAAGCGCACCCUGCACCAGAGCCUUCUGAACCCAGACCCCUUCUCUCGCCCAUCUCUCAGCAGCCUGCUGACUCAUGAGUUUUUCAGGAACGACUUUCUUGAAAUAGUGAAUUUCCUGAAGAGUUUGACUAUGAAAACAGAGGAAGAGAAGAAUGAAUUCUUCAAGUUUCUCCUGGACCGGGUCCAGAGCCUUCCUGAGGAGCUGAUUGCAGACCGUCUCAUCCCAAAAAUCCUGAACUCCCUGGUGUUUGCAGAACCCACUGCCGUAAAGAGUUUCCUCCCUCAUGUCCUCAGGCCAAAGAAGGAUUCGGGUAGCAGCAGCGAGGACUGCCUCCUGUCAGUGCCCCUCUACCGUAAAUAUGUGAUCCCCCAGCUUCUGAAACUGUUCCGGGUUAAUGAGGAACACUUAAGAAUGGUGCUGUUGUUGCACAUUGAGGUCUAUGCUGAUCUCUUCUCUCACGAUGAACUGAAGAAUCAGAUACUACCUCAGAUUUUGCUUGGAAUGAGAGACACAAAUGAUUCACUAGUUGCCAUGACGCUGCAGAGCCUUGCAGUGCUUGUUCCCUUACUCGGGGCUCAGGUGGUGGUAGGUGGAGAAAGAGCGAAAGUAUUCAAAAGGACGACGCCCAACUUCACCAAGUCAACCGAGGUCACCCCAGAAAGCUCUCCUAUUCACAUUGUUGACACGUUACCUCCGCAAAUCUCCAAACCAUCCAAAAUCCUUAAACUUUUUAAUAAGCCCUCUGGAAGCAGAGAGGUGGUGCUGGAGAACAUGGACUGCCUGCGUUCUGGAGAGAGCUCUGCUGAAUUUGAAGUGGAAACAGAAUCAGUCAAAGUAAUCCGCAGAGACAUGACUUUACCCCUGAAUGGAUUCAGUGAAGGAAGAGCUGUGGUUGAGGAACCGGCCUACACUCUAGACAGGCCUGACCGACCAGCUGAGGAAUGGCCGGAUUGGAGCGAUGCAGACGAGGUGGACAAGGACAAAGACUGUCCUGUGCAGAUCCAUCUCCAGGCAAUGGAAAAGCAGGAAAGUGCCAACGCCAACACCGUGGCCGGGUCUCUUGAGGAAGAGGAGCCCUGGGAUGACUUUGAGGAAUCGGAAGUGACCUCGGAUCAGUCCCCUACAGCACCAGCCUGGGACUCCACACCUCCAUCGCAGGGUGCCUCUGGAAGAAACCCUGGCUUAGAGUCAGCAAAGAGUUCAAAAGCCCUGAAGCUGACCAUCUCUAAAACUGUAACCGAGAAGAAGCCCACAGCAUGGGACAGUAGCUGGGACCAGGAGGGUGACGCGAAACCAAAUAUACUAUCGAAAGACUCGGCUAAGAUAAACCACACACGAAAAGACACAGGGAGUGGGGGUUUGGGAGAGGAGUUCACGAUUGAAGUGAAAAAGAAGCCAGAGAAGGACCCCGAAAUGGAUUUUUUUGCUGACAUGGUCCCAGAUAUUAAAAUGUCCUCGGCAUCUUUGUUAAUGCCCUCUGAAAGGACCAUCUCCAGUUCUGGACUUUUUACAGCUGAAGCCUCCCAACACACCAAGCCUACAGAUUUGGAUCCAUCAAUAGACCCGCAAACACUCACAGCGAAGUUUGCAGCAGCUGAAGUCGAAACAGAAGCAGCAGGUUGGGGUGAUGGUGACGAUCUGAACUGGGAGGAUACGAGUGCCUGGUGAUCACACGGAAGACUGACUGCUCAAAGCCAUAGAGUAGAGGAGGCACACAGUGCAGACCCUGCCACCUUCCCUUUGAUAAAGGCCAAUCGGAGCAGUCUUCACCUUUCACCCAGAGUUCCUUCUGUCAAAUUUUAAUCUCAAAUCUUGAAAAUAAUGUGAUUUGAAGUAUUGCCAUUUAGAUGUUUUCGAUUGAUCGGUUUACUUCUGCAGGUUAAAACAUAGAGUUAAUGUGCAUCAUUCUGUAGCCAUGUUUACCAUUUUUUGUUUUCCGGUUAUAAAAGGCCACACUUACCAGUUAAUGUUUCAGUUUGACUGGAUACAUUCAACUCACUUUGCCAAAUCCUACAGGUUUAGUUUACUGCACUGAUUCUGGAUCAGAACUUUGGGGUGAGAAUGGAAGACUUAGGUUUAAGGAUAGAAUGGUGCCAUAGGUUUAAUUUUUCAGGCCUUUUGGGGACAUUUGUCCAAUAUGAAACCAAUAUACCUUUAAUUUGGGGGAAGGGGGACAUAAUUUAUUUGUAUUUACAGCUGAUGAUGGAAUAAAUCAUUUUUGACUCAA
Molecule: messenger RNA, 3194 nt
Organism: Anguilla anguilla (European eel)
Lineage: Eukaryota; Metazoa; Chordata; Actinopteri; Anguilliformes; Anguillidae
Gene: scyl3
Product: SCY1-like, kinase-like 3
Exons: 14
Coding region: 317-2635 (772 amino acids)
Biological process (GO): protein phosphorylation
Molecular function (GO): protein kinase activity; ATP binding
Source: RefSeq, a predicted model, not a curated record